This is a messenger RNA of Catharus ustulatus (Swainson's thrush), 708 nucleotides long. Its product is annotated as phospholipase A2, membrane associated-like. Gene Ontology annotation, molecular function: A2-type glycerophospholipase activity. The transcript is spliced from 5 exons. Gene Ontology annotation, biological process: phospholipid metabolic process; arachidonate secretion. NCBI's taxonomy places the organism in Eukaryota, Metazoa, Chordata, Aves, Passeriformes, Turdidae. The record is from RefSeq and is a predicted model, not a curated record. The coding region runs from base 130 to 708 and encodes 192 amino acids.
UUCCCAGCUUUGGGACAGACGAGCAUUUUGGAGCUUCAGUCGGAGCUCGAGGGCUGAACGCGGAGGGAAGGCUCUCCCCGGGAGGACAGACUGACAGCGAGGAACAUCCCCGGCCCAGGUGAGAGGAAGAUGAAGGUCCUGCUGGUGCUGACGAUGCUGUGUGCCUGCAGUGUGUUCACUUCUCACGGGAAGCACCCACGCACGUUGACACCAGGACUCGAGGGAAGCACCGUAGGAAACCUGACUGCCCAUGGAUGCUACUCGGGAUUGGGCACCUCGAGGGCUUCAGUGGAUCGAUGCUGCGUGCUCCGAGCCUGCUGCUAUGCCAAGCUGGCAGCGCGGCGGUGCCGCCUGGGACCCGUCCAGCCCCUGUCUGCGGCCCGGGCAGGGAUCCCCACCUGCAGUGAGUGCUCGGGAUGCCCUUCCCAGACCAUCCCCUUUCCCGGGGCGCUCGGGGGAUGGCUCAGGUGCGCUGUCGGUCCCCGCAGGGUCGGGCACACGGUGCCAGCGAGGCGCCUGCAGGUGCGAGAGGGCAGCGUGGCUGUGCCGGGCUCAGCUCCGCCGGGCUCAGCUCCGCCGCCGCGCCCGCAAAUCCCCUCCUGUUGCUCCAAAAUAAAACCAGAGAGCCCAAAGCAUCGGUUCCCAGCGUGCCGUGACUCAGCUGAGCUCAGCGACCACCCCUCACCUGUCAGACAGAUUUCCUGUUGA